GGGGGUCUGAAGCCCGGCAGCCGCCGCCGGGAGAAGUCUCGAUCGACGGGCGGGCGGCAGGAUGUUGCGGCUGCGCUGCAAGGCCCGGAGUGGCUCCUACCCGCUGCCCGGACUCUCGGCGCAUUCCUGCUUGCGCGAGCUCCAGGCAGCGCUGGCCGCUCUCACCGGGGUGCCAGUCCAGGCCCAGCGGCUGCUGCUCGGCUUCCCCCCGCGGGGCAUCGACCUCAGCGACGGGGAGCGGCGCCUUGGAGAGCUUGGUAUUCAUUCGGGUGAUACUCUGAUAGUUGAAGAAGAUGCCAGCAACUCCAGGACUGAGUCUUCCAUAGUUACAAAACGGACUGCACUUAAUUCAGUCAGGGACACUGUUCCUGUGCUUGCCCGGAGAGUUGUUCCAGCAGAUAACUCAUGCCUCUUCACCAGCAUAUUCUAUGUGGUAGAAGGUGGUGUUUAUGACCCAGCAUGUGCCCCAGAGAUGAGAAAUCUUAUAGCCCAGAUUGUAGCAAGUGAUCCAGAAUCAUAUAGUGAGGCAGUACUAGGAAAGACUAACCAAGAAUACUGUGAAUGGAUCAGAAGAGACGAUACAUGGGGAGGUGCAAUUGAGGUUUCUAUUUUGUCUAAGUUCUAUCAAUGUGAAAUUUGUGUAGUGGACACUCAGACAGUCAGAAUUGAUCGCUUUGGGGAAGAUGCUGGCUAUGCUAAACGGGUCCUUCUAAUUUAUGAUGGUAUUCACUAUGAUCCACUUGAGCGCAAAAUCCCUAAUUCAGACAUUCCUCCCCAGACAAUUUUUUCAGCAUCGGAUGACAUUGUCCUUGCACAGGCUUUGGAGUUAGCAGAUGAAGCCAGAAGAAAGAGGCAGUUCACUGAUGUAAACCGGUUUACACUGAGAUGUAUGGUAUGUCAGAAAGGAUUAACAGGGCAAGUGGAAGCCAGAGAACAUGCCAAGGAGACGGGACAUACCAACUUUGGAGAGGUGUGAAUUUUUGUGUGAGGUUAUUCUUACCUACUACCUCACUGAUCCAGAACAAGCAUCCAGGUUUUACAUAAGCUAUAUUUAAUAAUAAGAAUUCAUUCAAAACUUAAAGACCCUAUUAACUUAAUUAUGAAUGAUGCUCACAGGCUUGCUGUGGUUAGUGUGAGAAGUUUACAAGUGUGUAUAGAGUGGUAUCAUUUCCUUCCAGCUGAUCUGAGUGUUCUUCUGUAUGUCUAGGAGAACUGAACAGCUGUCUAUCAACAGCUGCAUCAGUUCUUGACAACUACCAGGUGCAGGAAUUCUUUUGUGACAUAUCUUAAUAAACACACACACACUACUGUAGCUAGACUUGUGUAUAGAAUUUUAGAAUCACUGAUGGAAUAAAAUUUUUAGCUCAUCUGCUGAUGUCUUGAUCUGCUGAAUAGUUAUGGCGGUCUCCAUUUGCUUCAGCUUUGUUCAUGUGAAGACUUGUGUAUACUUGUAUAAGUAAAAGCCCCAUGGUUACUGCCACUUAAUGUAAUCUCAAAAUUUGUCUGUUUUAAGUCACUGAAUAAGAGUACACUGUGGAAACUAGUGGUUGUGUUUUAAAAGGUCUUAAUCUGAAGGCAUUGUUUUCAGCAUUCUUAGGCAGUAAAAUGUGAAUACAAUUUCAUGGGUAUUUAAUACAUUGGAACUGGCUGCAUUGAUGCUUUGGGGCAUUAAUGGCAUAUUUUUAGAAAGUUACUGAAAUGGUAACAGAUUCCAGCAACGUAAAUUUGGAUAUUUUAAAGUAGAUAAUCUAUAUAUGAAACUUAACAUAUAAAGAAUUGGGGAUUAUUUUGCUUGCCAGUUGUGCUGAAAGAGGAAUGAGUUCUCUGUCUUCUGAGUAAGUGUGGCCGUACCACACCCUGACUACUGCUAGCAGAUUGCCCUUGGAACCAAUACGCUUCCCAAAAGAUUAUUCUCAUGUGUACCUGCUUUGGGGGGCUGGGUGGUGGUGGUAGAGAGAGCUGGUCUGCUUUUAUGUGCUUUGUUGCCAAAGAGGGUUGGGUCUAACUCUCUGGAAGUUACAAACUAGCUUUUGCUUAUAUGUUUCAGGACAUUAUUUGUAACCUGUCAGCUGUAUCGUCUACACUUUUAACAUAUUCAAGUUUUUUUUUGGUUUCUGCAUUGUGGUGAUUAUAGUUUUGAUUAAAUGUCACUUGAGUGCCUAUAUUAGGAAGACAUCCAUUUUAAUGAUAAGGUAAAUACUUUGUUUCCUUUAAAAAUACUUUCAGUAUUAAAUCGUGCAGCUUACAGAUUUUUAUUGCAGAAAAAGUACAUUUUAUCUUGGAACCAAGCUAAUUUAUGCUGUCUUUAAGAAGAGGGGGAGGAGUUGCGAAGAGAGAACCCUGGAAGGGUUUAUGAAACGGUAGUGUUGCCACACUGGGUUUUAAAAUAACUUCACAUACACUAAAUAAGUAGAACUAACUCCUUAAAAAGGUGAAAAUGGUGUUAAGACAAGAAAAUGUCUAGUUGUCAUUGUCUCUGUAUCUUGUAGCAGGCACAGUAGAUGAGCUUAAUUUUUUUCCCGGCACCUGGAUACUGAUUCCGAGUAUUUUGAAAAUACUUCAGUUGCUUUGUUGAAUUGCUAAAUUGGAAGAAAGACGUUGGAAUACCUUCUGAUUACUUAUACUUGACUAAAGCAGUUAGAAAAGUUUGAAGCUUUUUUUUUUAAAGAAAUAUUAGGUGAGUACACAUUUACAAACAUUAUUUCAAUUAUAAAACCUAGAUAUCAAUUUCCCCCACCCUUUCCCUUUUCUAAUGACUUCCCACAGUUUUCCAACCCAUAUCUUAUUCUAUAACUUAUUUUUCUAUUCUCUCUCUAUAUAAUUAACUCUUAUUACAUUAAUAAACUAAAUAAUUUCCAUUAACCUCAAAUCUAUUUAAAAUUUAAACUUUACAAUAAUUAAAACUUUUCUUUAAGUGGUAAAGAUUACUGUCCCCACUAAAUUCCCCUAAUAACUUUCAAAUUGCCACAGUUUCCCCUUCACGUCCCACUUUUUUUCCAAAUACUCCUUCAAUCUACCCCAAUCCUUAAAAAAUUCUUCAGCAUUCUGGUCUCUCAGCCUUCUUGUCAUUUUGUCCAUUUCCACCAUGUACAGCAACUUUUGUAUCCAAUCUCCAAUAGAUGGUAUUUCUUGCACUUUCCAUUUCUGCGCAUACAGUAUUCUUGCCGCUGUUGUCAUGUAAAAUAGCAAUGUUCUAUGUUGUAUAGAAACAUCCUCCAUAUUUAAGUUCAGUAGCAGGAAUUCUGGGUUCUUUAUUAUUGAAGUCUGCAAAAUCUCAUUUAUCGUUUCUAAAAUAUCUCCCCAGUACUGCCUAGCUACCUCACAAGUUCACCACAUAUACAGUGAUCCUUCAUGACUUUUACAUUUCCAACAUUUAUCAGACAUUUUAGCAUUUCCAUAAGCUAUUUUUUUUGGCGUCAAAUACCACCUAUAUAUCAUCUUAAAAACAUUUUCUUUAAUACUGGUACAAGUUGAAGUCUUCAUUGUAUUUUUCCACAAAUACUCCCAUGACUCCAUUGUUAUGUCUCUUUGACAAUUUAUAGCCCACUUCACCAUCUGGACUUUAACAGUUUCAUCCUCUGUGUGCCACUUCAAAAGAAUUUUAUAAAUUUUUGAGAUUUUCUUCUUACUUUCUUGCAAUAUAGCUUCUUCCAAUUCCGAAUCUUUCCAUUUAAUUCCACUUUUUGAACGAUCCGAGUUAUAUAAGUCCUUUAUCUGCCUAUAUUGAAACCAUCCAUAACAUGAACCUAACUCUUCUUCUGUUUUGAUUCUUAACAUAUUUUGUUCCUGUAUGAGAAUCUUUAUAGGACAGACAUUGAUCUCUAUUGUAAAUAACUCUCGGGUCGAUAGAUGCAUAUGGUACCGCCUUCACCCAGGUAACUUUUAUAUUUUUUCCAGAUUGUGAAGAGACUCCUUCUCACAUAAUGAUGUAGAAACAUAGAAUCAGCUUUCAAUUUAUCUUGCCACAAGUAGGCAUGCCACCCAAACAGUUUUUUAUAACCUUCCAAAGUUAAUAGCUUACAGUUCUCCAAUGACAUCCAAUCUUUAAGCCAAACCAAACAAAUCGCUUCAUAGUAUAGUCUAAUAUUCGGCAAUUGCAGUCCACCUCUUUCCUUGGCAUCGCACAAAACUUUCAUUUUUACUCGCGGUUUCUUGCCUGCCCAUACAAAAUUAGAAAUAGUCCUUUGCUACUUUUCGAAUUGCUUAAUGUCUCUAAUAAUUGGAAUUGUUUGUAAUAAGAACAUAUUCCGAGGUAACACAUCCAUCUUGACUGCGGAAAAGUUUGAAGCUUUUAACAGCUAACUGUUCCAAAGUAUAAUAAAUUAGAUUAAAUCAUGUUUCUCAUGAAGUUAAUUCACAUUCCUCAGAGCUUUGAAAGGUCCUGGAUAGAAAUAUGUAAUUGAAAAGUGCCAAAGCCAUUCAUGUUUGUGAAAAUGAGUGUUGAGGAUAGGAUUUAGCAACCACAGUGGAGAUAACUCAAGUAGUCGCAUGUAGACCCAGCAUAUUGAGCUUACAGAACAGCAUGGGGUGGUGUAUCUAGCAUAGUAGAAUAGAAACCAUGAUGACCAGUUCCAGCAUUAGACAAAGUGGUUCCAUUACACAAACUGGGUGGGGAUUUAAUUUAUUCUCUGACAUUUGCACAGUCCAGAGUAUCUAAUAUGUUGUAAUACAAUGUUGGAAUAAGAUCACAGUUGAUGUGCCAUAUAGUUUCUGGGGUUUAUUGCACUUCCAUUGUUGAUAUAGGUAUGUUGAGCAUGCUGUUAUACAAAACCUCUUUUUAUGUCACUCUUUGGAACAGAUUCUUAAACUAUUUAUAUUUAAGUGAAUACCCACUAACUUCUCCAUCAAUGAGAGCUACAGCCAUUGCGCCCUACAAGUGAUAGGUUGCUUUGGCUUAGUUAAAGUUAGUUUGAUGUCUCCCUGCAAGUAGUGGAGCAAGCUAGUCAAAAAAUAGCAAGUUCUAUAACUUUCAAUAAGACUUUAUUACAAUGAGUGAAUUCACAUAUAUCAUUCACAGUGCUUUUGAGCCUCUCCUGUUGUUGUGCAUGUGUAAAAGGCAGGUUUAAUGAACUUAUCACAUUUCUAAAUCUGAUGGUAACUAUGCAAGGUGGAGGCUUUACAGCUGCAUUUCAACGUUCUGCAAUUUUGGGUGUAGCCUGUGAGUGUGUCACAUCUGAAAUGCAUUUUUACUCCUCCACCCAGUAUUUUUUCCAUACGCUUGUAUAUGUUUAGGAAUGUAUCUGGUGCCACAAAGCAGAAUUUUUUUUGAUACUUUCUUGUGUUUUAGUUCUAUGAGUAGGCAAUUGUAAAAUAGUGUUACUUUUUAAAAAUGAUGCAGUUGCACAGAUCAAGAAGAAACAUUAAAUGGGAGGGAGAAUGAAUGCCUAAAUUGUCUGCUUAAGGGUUUUUUUCAUGGGGGGCAGUAAGUAAUUACUUACAGAAAACUUCACAGGGGUACACCAGUGACAUAUCAUAACUGGUACCACUUUAAUAAUUAAAAGGAUGGGAAGCUAUUUGAAAUCAUCUAGAAUGGUGACAUUACAUUUGAUGAGAUGAUAUGCUGCAAGAAAGGAAUGUGCCAGGUAGUGUUCUAUAUCUAGACUUUUUGGUGAUACAGGUAUUAUAUGAUUAUAUCAGCGUAUCAUUGCUGGGUGGCAUCCAGUUUAUACAAUAGAAGAGUGUUUUCUUUAAUGCAACCUGUAAGAGGGUGUGGUGACACCCUCAUGGGAGUAUGCUUCUCAUAGGAGAAGUAUACUACAUGAAUUGCUAUAAUUUACAUUUCAAGUGAUGUGAGAGAUGAUACUUCAGAAGUACCAAAACACAUUAAAAAUUUUAACUUUAAAAAGUUGUGGCUUUUAGCUGUAGCUCCAUUUAAGCUAGAUAUAAGGUACUAUGCCCAUCAGCUUUUAAUAGGCCUAGUGCAUUGGUGUUCUCUGCAUCUUGCAGAGAGUCAUGUUCACAGUUUACCAUCAGCCAAAAGAGUUACGACUGCUAUAUGCCCUAUGCACCUCCCCACCAAACCCACAUAUCCAUUAAUAUAACUAUGGCCUUUUUAAUUACCUGGGUAUCUCUGUAGGGCUAUCUCUCCCUACCAUCGUUGAACCUUGGCCACUCUUGUGUAUCUGGAGUAAGGCUUCCCUCUGCCUUCCUACUUCCUCCUCAGCAUCAGGCACAGCUUUUCAAGUGAGAGAGUGAGAUUGCCAACGUGUCCAGAGGAAAGCAAGCAAGCUGUGGAGAAAGGGGAGUAAAGCCACUAUCAUUUUGCUGUUUGUUGUUUUUCUGGGUGGUGACAAAUUUACUUGCUCUUCUCUGCAGUCAGCUUGCUCUCCUAGUAGUUGCCUGGUGCUGGGAUUAGAGUAUAGAAGCUGUAGUGAACGGUGGAGAUUUUUGAAGAGGAUAGAGCUUUUGGUUGUUGGGGGUUUUCCGGGCUGUAUUGCCGUGG
Molecule: messenger RNA, 6442 nt
Organism: Eublepharis macularius
Lineage: Eukaryota; Metazoa; Chordata; Lepidosauria; Squamata; Eublepharidae
Gene: YOD1
Product: YOD1 deubiquitinase
Exons: 2
Coding region: 62-976 (304 amino acids)
Biological process (GO): protein deubiquitination; endoplasmic reticulum unfolded protein response
Cellular component (GO): cytosol; nucleus
Molecular function (GO): cysteine-type deubiquitinase activity; protein binding
Source: RefSeq, a predicted model, not a curated record